Messenger RNA from Lagopus leucura (white-tailed ptarmigan), 2206 nucleotides. Its product is annotated as thaicobrin-like. NCBI's taxonomy places the organism in Eukaryota, Metazoa, Chordata, Aves, Galliformes, Phasianidae. The transcript is spliced from 2 exons. The record is from RefSeq and is a predicted model, not a curated record. Gene Ontology annotation, molecular function: protein binding. The coding region runs from base 347 to 925 and encodes 192 amino acids.
CCUGCAGCUGGCCAAGGGGAGGGGAGAUGCAGGGAUUCCCACGAUGCCUCUCUGCAAACAGCAUGGGGACACUGUGGGGACACUCCUUUCUAGCCGCGAUCUGAUGAGUUUGCAGAGAGCAAACUGAAGGUGUCUGGACCCAUCUGAACCCUUCUUUCCCACUGUCAGCCUGCAGUGAGUGCUGACUGUGCUGGGAUGCUGUGACUUCUCCAGCAUUCCCCAGGCUUCUGGAAAAGAGGGUCCCCUUUAUCAUCUUCACAUGGUCUCUGUGUCCCACAGUUUCCACUUUCAGCAGGGGACAUGUCUCUGCUCCUGUUGACGUUCUGCAGAAACGCUCAUUUCCAAGAUGGAGGGAGAAGAGAUGGAGACCCUGGCCAAUGAAGAGGAGGAGAGGAGUGAAAGAGCUGAUUUCACCCUGGACCCGAACACCGCCAACCCCUUCCUGCUCCUGGCUGACGAUGGGCGAGAUGUGAGACGUGGGGAGGUGUGGGCAUCACUGCCCGAUGGCCCCGAGCGCUUCGGCACGGAGCCGUGCGUGCUGGGAGACCGCGGCUUCUCCUCGGGGCAGCACUGCUGGGAGGUGGAGGUGGCCGACGGUGGUGACUGGUGGGCGGUAGGGGUGGCCCAGCACUCCGUCAGGAGGAAGGGGGUCCUCAGUUUUACCCCCCAGGAGGGGAUCUGGGCUGUGGGGCAGUGGUUUGGGCAGUACUACGCUUUCACCUGCCCUGACUGGACAGCCCUGCGCCUUGCCCAGCUGCCCAGGGCCAUCCGGGUCUCCUUGGACUUUGGGGGCGGGCAAGUGGUAUUUGUUGAUGCUGAAAGCAAAGACCAGAUCUUUGCCUUCUGCCUGGCCUCAUGUCCCGAGGAGAUGCUAUACCCGUGGCUUUGGGUGGGAAAGGACUCAUGGCUGAAGCUGUGCCCCUGAUGUGGAGGGAGAAUGGAGGGCAGGGGCAAAACUGGAAAGAAGGAAACCAUCAGCCUGGCUCUCAGUGCGGGGCACUGCGAGAGCUGCACAUCCUCACUGGUUGGUGAUUCCUCACGUGGUCCCUCUGGCCACCAAGCAGAAGGUCAGUGAUGGAUGGGGAACUGGAAGGUCUUGGGGAUGGAUGCCACACAGGAGCUUCUCCACCCCCCUCCUCCCCACAGCAGGGGAGGCACCGAGGAGAUCACUGCAAGGGGACCCUGGGACUGAGAGGUGGGACUGCGCAUCGGCUCUGUGCGUGGCCAUGAGAAAUACAGCAGAUCCAAAGGCCUUGAAAGCUGCUGAGCGCCAUGUCUGUUUUUUUUCAGAUAAGCUCAAUGGUGAAGUAAAAAAUGUAAGAACACAGCUGGGUGCUGGAGCUCAUGAUAACACUUAUCUUCUCCAUGCAUCUGAACCCUCUCUCUCUCGGCCUUAUUUCCAGCUCUCACUGAUGUGCAUUGGGCACACUUGUCUUCCUCCACACUGCUUGCAGCAGGGCACUGGGAAAAGCUGUAGGGAUGGGCAGGGAAAGUGCGGCAGAAACGGAGGUGUCCAAAGUCCAUAGGCCAGAUCACUCCCGUGGACUUGCCAUGCUUGGAUCUCCAUCCUCCCUCCAGCUUGGUUUCCUUUUCCUCCUUCAGUCUUUCAGCUGUUCAAACACACACUGAAACAACCCAAUUCAGCCUCUCCCAGGAAUACACCUGGAGCAAUUUGCUCAGGGAAAUUCUACCCCUAGAAGCUGAUCUGUUACAGUUCCUUUACCAGAAGCAGUCAAGGCAGAUAUGCAUCAGGAAGUUGAACUUCCUUCAUGGUUUGCCAGGAAUUUACUGUUGGGAUCCAAGAAAACCAAUUAAUAUCAGGAGAGGAUUGCUGAAGAUGCACGCAUACCACGCAGCAGCCGGUUUGUUUCUUUCCCUUCUUUGCCUGUCAGGAAAUAAAGGAUGUGAGCAGUGCAUCCCUGAUAUGUGAGCAAUCUGCCUUUUUUGCUGGGCAGAAAUCUUUGCAAUCCCAAAGCAACAUCACGAUAAAAGGGAAAAAGCAGCACGUAUCUGUCCAGAACAUCACCAGCAUCCCAGAGAGGAGAUAAACAGGAGUCUGUUUUUGUGAGAUCCUGGGCAGCAAAGCUCUCACACACACCAGCAAUUUUGGCGCGAUAAAACGAGGGGGGAAGUUUCUCGUGUAUGUCUGCUGUUUAGAAUAAUACAGAAUAAUAAACUGAGUGUUUGAAAGAGGCCUUCCCCCAAA